CUGGAUGUAAAUUGAGCCUGAGUUUCCAGGCGAGUGCUUGCUCUCUCUCAGCGUGUGUGUGCGUGAGUGUUUGUGUGUGUGUGUGUGUUAUCAUUAUUAUCCAGCCUGCUCAUGAUGGCCAGAUUCACCGAGACUGAAACGAGACGAGAGCAGCACCACCGUCUAGCGCACGGCAGCCUCGUCCUCGCAGCGCCAGCGCCGAACCAGUACCCGCCUCCACAGCUCGCCCUCCCCAAACCCAUGAACGGCUCCGAGCCCAUCUCCAUACACCCAGACAGCGGCAGCAGCAUGAAGGAUCAGGACGCGAUAAAGCUGUUUAUCGGGCAGAUUCCGCGGAACCUCGAGGAGAAGGAUCUGAUGCCGCUGUUCGAACAGUUCGGGAAGAUCCACGAGCUAACGGUGCUGAAGGACCGGUACACGGGCAUGCACAAAGGCUGUGCCUUCCUCACAUACUGUGCCAGGGAGUCUGCAAUCAAAGCACAGAACGCUCUGCAUGAACAGAAGACGCUGCCUGGGAUGACGCGUCCGAUCAAGGUGAAGCCAGCGGACAGCGAGAGCCGUGGAGAAGACAGGAAGUUGUUUGUGGGGAUGCUGAGCAAGCAGCAGAGUGAGGAGGAUGUGUACCGCCUCUUCCAGCCCUACGGAGUCAUCGAGGAGUGCACCGUGCUCAGGGGCCCUGACGGAAACAGCAAAGGCUGUGCGUUUGUAAAGUACUCCACACACGCCGAGGCCCAGGCAGCGAUCAGCGCUCUGCAUGGGAGUCAGACCAUGCCACCCAGCUCGCCUUCUCUCCCCCUCCAGGGCGCCUCCUCCAGCCUGGUGGUGAAGUUCGCCGACACCGAUAAGGAGCGCACGAUCCGCAGGAUGCAGCAGAUGGUCGGCCAGUUUGGGAUCUUCAACCCCGCCGUCGCUCUGCCCUUUGCCACGUACAGCACCUACGCACACGCAUUGAUGCAGCAGCAGGCUGCUCUCAUGGCUGCCUCUCAUGGGGGGUACCUGGCCCCCAGCGUUGCGUUCCCGGCCGCUCAGAUCCACCAGAUGGGGGCCCUGACCCUGAACGGGCUGCCGGCCGCGCCCAUGACGCCAGUGUCGGGUCUCAGCUCUCCCCCCUCCAUCGCCCCCUCAGCAGUUCCCAGCAUCGUGACCCCCCUCGUGAAUGGCUUCACCGGGCUCCAUCACCAGCCCAACGGGCACCCUGCCGUGGAGGCUGUCUACACCAACGGCUUGCCAGCAUACUCAGCUCAGAGCCCCAGUGCAGCAGACACCCUCCAGCAAGCCUUCACAGGGGUGCAGCAGUACACAGCGAUCUACCCAGCGGCCACUCUGACCCCCAUUGGACAGCCCGUCCCCCAGCCCCCCCCUCUCAUCCAGCAGCAGAGAGAAGGGCCCGAGGGCUGUAACCUCUUCAUAUACCACCUGCCCCAGGAGUUCGGAGACAACGAGCUGAUGCAGAUGUUCCUGCCCUUCGGGGCGGUCAUCUCCUCCAAGGUAUUCAUGGACCGAGCCACCAAUCAGAGCAAGUGCUUCGGGUUUGUGAGCUUCGACAACCCGGCCAGCGCUCAGGCUGCCAUCCAGACCAUGAAUGGAUUCCAGAUCGGCAUGAAGAGGUUGAAAGUCCAGUUGAAACGGCCGAAGGAUGCCAGCCGCCCGUACUGACAGAGGCCGAGAGCCAGCACUCCCUGUGCCAGCGCAGGCCAUAAGAAAAGAGGAGACAUCUUGGAGGAGUUUUACUUUUUUCUUUUAUAAAAAAAAAAAACUAAAGCAGCUUCUUGGAGACGUAUCGGUGUUAAUUUAAGAAGCUGUUCCAGAGCAAAGCGAGAAGAUGCGCCGAUCCUCGACAGCGGAGAGCGAACACAAAGGAACAAACAAGCAAAACUCAGAUCGGAAACGUUACUGCAGCGCUGUCUUCUUAUCAAGACUGGAAUUUUUAAAUUAAGCAAAAAAAAAAAAAAAAUAUAUAUAUAUAUAUAUAUAUAAACAGCAGAGAGCUUGAGAUUUUUUGGUUUUACUUUACUGAACAAAUGAGGGUUAAAACUUGAAGAUUGCAGGAAAACAAGAGAGCGAUGUGGGAUAAAAACGAAAGGAAUCGCUUCUCCUGCAGGAGGACUGGCUGUCUGUCCCCCUGUCUGUGCCUCUCUCUUCUUGACAAGCUGAGGGGUUGCUGAGGUUCACAAGCUCUCCUUCUUUAAGGACCAAAGGACCAAACAUUUGUAUUGUUCUAUACUGUAAUGUAUAAUAAUAUUGAGGAGGAUUCGAAUAAUAGUUCAGGGUUUGGGGUGGAAAGAGGUUGGCUGUCUUUCUUUUAUCUGUACAUCUUAUUGAGUUUCAGGAUCAAACUAAUUGCUAAUGCUAUAAUAGAAGAGUAUUUAGUGGAGUAGAAUACUUUGAGUAGAUAUUGAUCAGGGCAUGCUCAGAACUGCAGUAACAGUGAAUCUUCAGUCAUGGGAAUUUUGUAUAAAAGUCUGAAGAGGUCGCUUCAUCUGGGACACGUCUUUUUUAGUUUUUAAAAGCAUAGGAUGAAAUCAGCAAUAGCAACCCCUGCAGGUUUACAGUGCGCCCCUGCUCUAGAACACACACCCACACCCACACCCACACCCACGCACGCACACUGACACACACACACCCACACACACGCACACCC
This is a messenger RNA of Polyodon spathula (Mississippi paddlefish), 2641 nucleotides long. RefSeq names its product CUGBP Elav-like family member 5. The coding region runs from base 112 to 1656 and encodes 514 amino acids. Gene Ontology annotation, cellular component: cytoplasm; nucleus; ribonucleoprotein complex. Gene Ontology annotation, molecular function: mRNA binding. The transcript is spliced from 13 exons. Lineage: Eukaryota; Metazoa; Chordata; Actinopteri; Acipenseriformes; Polyodontidae. The record is from RefSeq and is a predicted model, not a curated record. Gene Ontology annotation, biological process: regulation of alternative mRNA splicing, via spliceosome; mRNA splice site recognition.